Paramecium sonneborni is the source of this 243-nucleotide messenger RNA. The record is from the annotation of a GenBank genome assembly. NCBI's taxonomy places the organism in Eukaryota, Ciliophora, Oligohymenophorea, Peniculida, Parameciidae.
AUGGAGUAUUGUAAUGGUGGCAACUAAAAAAAAGGAUUAUAGAACUCUAAUCAAUAUACUCAUGCCCAAAGAUUUACUAGUAAAAAUAUGAAAAAUUGGCUCAAGAGGUAUUUUAGGAUAUUAUUGACUCUUUAAAUUAUUUAUAUUCUAAGAAUAUUAUUCAUAGAGAUAUAAAACUUGAGAAUGUAUUAAUCCAUAAUGGCAAGUAUAAACUUUCAGAUUUCGGAUUGUCUAAAUUUUUGA